Molecule: messenger RNA, 2078 nt
Organism: Bufo bufo (common toad)
Lineage: Eukaryota; Metazoa; Chordata; Amphibia; Anura; Bufonidae
Product: sialidase-like
Exons: 3
Coding region: 1-1191 (396 amino acids)
Source: RefSeq, a predicted model, not a curated record
AUGGAUAAAAUAACAAAGGACGCUAGUCCUACAAGAUAUGCCGUUUUCCACGAGCUGACCGGAAAGUUGCCGAUACGUGGAGACUCAGCCAACUUCUCCAUGUUCUCAACUGCUCAUGAUCCUCAUUCUCCACCCAGUUCUCCAUGUUCUCCACUGCUCAGUGAUCCUCAUUCUCCACCCAGUUCUCCACUACUCAGUGAUCCUCAUUCUCCACCCAGUUCUCCACUACUCAGUGAUCCUCGUUCUUCACUGAGUUUUCCAUGUUCUCCACUGCUCAGUGAUCCUCAUUCUCCACUCAGUUCUCCACUGCCCAGUGAUCCUCAUUCUUCACCCAGUUCUCCACUGUUCAGUGAUCCUCAUUCUUCACCCAGUUCUUCACUGUUCAGUGAUCCUCAUUCUCCACUCAGUUCUCCAUGUUCUCCACUGCUCAGUGAUCCUCAUUCUCCACUCAGUUCUCCACUGCCCAGUGAUCCUCAUUCUUCACCCAGUUCUCCACUGUUCAGUGAUCCUCAUUCUUCACCCAGUUCUCCACUGUUCAGUGAUCCUCAUUCUUCACCCAGUUCUCCACUGUUCAGUGAUCCUCAUUCUCCACUCAGUUCUCCAUGUUCCUCACUACUCAGUGAUCCUCGUUCUUCACUCAGUUCUCCAUGUUCUCCACUGCUCAGUGAUCCUCGUUCUUCACUGAGUUUUCCAUGUUCUCCACUGCUCAGUGAUCCUCAUUCUCCACUCAGUUCUCCACUGCUCAGUGAUCCUCAUUCUUCACCCAGUUUUCCACUGCUCAGUGAUCCUCAUUCUCCAUUCAGUUCUCCAUGUUCUCCACUGCUCAGUGAUCCUCAUUCUCCACUCAGUUCUCCAUGUUCCUCACUACUCAGUGAUCCUCGUUCUUCACUCAGUUCUCCAUGUUCUCCACUGCUCAGUGAUCCUCGUUCUUCACUGAGUUUUCCAUGUUCUCCACUGCUCAGUGAUCCUCAUUCUCCACUCAGUUCUCCACUGCUCAGUGAUCCUCAUUCUUCACCCAGUUUUCCACUGCUCUGUGAUCCUCAUUCUCCAUUCAGUUCUCCAUGUUCUCCACUGCUCAGUGAUCCUCAUUCUCCAUUCAGUUCUCCAUGUUCUCCACUGCUCAGUGAUCCUCAUUAUUCACUCAGUUCUCCAUGUUCUCCACUGCUCAGUGAUACUCAUUCUCCUCAGUGAUCCUUUGUGCUAUGUUGCUCUCUAGUUUUGUCUGUCCGUUUCCCUUAGAACAGUAAUGACCCUGGAGCUGUCGUGUGCCAAUCCAUAUUAAGGACCCGGACAUGUUGGUUGGGGUAGCAGUGCUGUAUUCAGCUUCUCAGAAUGAUUCCUGACCUCCUUCUCGGACCCCUUUCGUCCAGAUGACCCCUGUCGCUUGAUGUUCUUCCUUGAUCUCACUGUUAUCAGUAUGCUCUCCUCAAAUAGUCUGCAGUGUGCAAAGCCCCAGCCCAAAUUUCCAUGCUUCGUUCCAAGUCGCUCUGAUUGCUGUAUUUUCCCAUUUAUAAUGUGGAUUCACACAUAGACCGAUCAUCGGAAAACUUGUCACUGGGUUUAAUUCUGCACUCCAGGGUCAUGGGUCUAAUCUCCAUACAGGGACGUGCCAGUCACGAAGGGUCUGGGCUCUAAUAAAGUGGUCAGUCUGUGUAUAUUUGGUUCACUACAGUGGUUGUGUAUAUACAGGGCUUGUAUACAAUAUGUACGUCCGGGGCACCAUGACGGCUGUAUAUGAUGUAUAUCUGGGGCACCGUGACGGCUGUAUAUAAUGUGUAUAUCCGGGGCUCCAUGAUGGCUGUAUAUAAUGUGUAUUUUCGGAGCUCCAUGACUGUUGUAUGUAAUGUGUAUAUCUGGGGCACUAUGACUGUUAUAUAUGUAUAAUCUGCAGAUAAAGCCUAUGCUCUAUGUUCAGUCUGGUUAUGCUGUUGAUCAUUUGUCCGGACGUCCCCGUGGACGUGGCCAUGCACUGACCGGCUGCGGACGUCCCCGUGGCCAUGCACUGACCGGCUGCGGACGUCCCCGUGGCCAUGCACUGACCGGCUGCGGACGUCCCCGGGGCCACGCGCAGACCAUGC